Messenger RNA from Homarus americanus (American lobster), 2641 nucleotides. Its product is annotated as arginine/serine-rich coiled-coil protein 2-like. The transcript has 13 exons. NCBI's taxonomy places the organism in Eukaryota, Metazoa, Arthropoda, Malacostraca, Decapoda, Nephropidae. The record is from RefSeq and is a predicted model, not a curated record. The coding region runs from base 202 to 1806 and encodes 534 amino acids.
UUACAGUCGUAUUCAAGUGAUGACGAAUCAGGGAAUGAAGCACCAAUGCAUAAGACCCGCAAAAAUGCUGAUCCAGGCACUAACUACGACGAAGUUGGAAUGGAUAUAAGUGAGUCGGUGGAGACUUCUGCGACUUUAGGGAACGUUGGUUGGUUGGAGCUCAACACCUGGUAGCUGGAAGACCCUCUAAACCUUGUAAAGAUGAGGUGUAAGCUCAAAUGUGAGCACAGCACCUCCCUACAGGACUCGGACGAUGAGCAGCCACACCAUAACCAGCAUAAGGAGAAAGGAAAUGUUAGACCGGCGAGCAGUUCAGCCCGGCCCCCAGGAGCGUCGCCACCCGGCUCAUCCCCCGGAGCAUCCCCACUCGCCACCAACAGUAGUGAUGGUCACAAGUAUCACAGUGAAGCCAAAGAGGGCCAAAGGUCCAGUCUUCAAGAACGCUUGUUGGGUUUAGCUAGUGGAGGAGCUCAGCGAUCAUCACAAGGAGAGGAUCGUGGUGCACCUAGAGAUAGAAGGGAAAGUCACACAAGUCCCUCUCAAGACAGGGAAGGUCACUCUCGCAGAAAAUCAAAGUCAAAAUCCCCAAACCUUAAAUCUCCCAAGGCAAAGUCUCCAAGGCCUCGCUCACCUGCUGGAGGCAACAAAUCUUGUCAUAAGACCAGAUCAAGAUCAAAGUCACGGGAGAGAGAGGGGCGCCCAAGCCAGCAAGGUCGGGAUCACUCUAGCAGGAGUCAUGCAGGGCGAGAUCAAGUUAGUCAAGGACAUUCUGGACGUGGUAGAGAGAACAGAGAUGCACGUAGAAGUAGGGAUGACGACCGCAAACGAAGAGAUGACGAAAGGCGGAGCAGAAGAUCACGAUCUCGAUCAAGAUCCAGAGAGAGACGGAGGUCACGGUCCAGGUCCAGAGACCGCAGAUCAAGAUCAAGGUCACGAGACAGACGUCGUCGUAGUCGCAGCCGUGAAAGAAAGAGACCCAUGGACAUCAGGAAAGAGGCCCAACAGAAACUUGCAGCACUGAAAGCAGCCAACCCUGACCUUACUGCAGCUGAGCUCUUAAAACGCAGCAUGGAAGCACAGAUGGUAGAAGUCCAGAAGCAAACAGGCAUCACCCUCCCUUCAUAUUAUAAUCCUGCCGCCAUGAAUCCUAUGAAAUUUGCUGAACAAGAACGGAAGAAAAAGCUCCUAUGGGGCAACAAAUUUUCUAGGAAGUUCCAGAAAUUGCCCAUUACAUCAUCUCUAGAACCCGGAAAAGUAUCCCUCAUCCCCGGAAUUUUCCAGAAUAAAACACCUGAGAGUCCUCUUGGCAAUAGUAUGAGUGAAGUUGCUGAAAGUAAUCCUGUUCGCUUUCCUAAUGUUAACCCAAGUGGAUCUGGGAUGGGAGGAAUUGGGCCAGGAGUUGGUACAUGGCGGCCUGGUUUAGGGGCAGGAGCAGCAGCGGCAGCAGCAGCAGCGGCAGCAGCGGCAGCAGCAGCCGCAACAGGAGCAGGAGGUCCUGGGAAUUCCAGUGGCCAAGCUGCCUUGUGGGCUAACACCAGAUUCUCCAAUGACAGAGAUGGCAAGAUGGCUGAAAAGUUCCGCAGACUCAUGGGUGUUAAAAGUGGUGCUGAGCCUAAGCCCCCUGCAAACAAAGAACCUCCAGCUGGUGCUAGCAGUGGGAGAGAGAAUCCUGGGAUUGAGAUCCUGCAGAAGCAAGAGACCAUGUUUUCUUCGAUGGAGAGGCAGUAUGAGAUGGCAAGAAUUGCUACACAUACUCACAAAGGCUUUGGUUUGGGCUUCACUAGUCAGUCUUUUAUGCCAAAGUAAUGAUAAUACAGUAUAACUAAAUUCCCUUGAUCAUGUCAGAUUUAUAUACAUUGUUCCUGCAGUUCUUUAUUUACCCUUUGUCAUGACUAUUAACACCAUCUGCAAAUUCAGGCAUUGUAUCACCAAUAUUUAUUCAUAUUUGUCAUGCAGGAAUUUUAUACUGGGCAGUUGUUUAAUUACGGUAAUAAAGCAGGAAACAUUGCAUAAUGUGCAUUACAUGAUUGUUAUUGUGAAUAAAAGUAAUUGCAGUAUCAUGUAAGUUUUCUUAUAUAAUUACAUGGGAUAUCUUUUUGUAGUAUUGUUUUUACAUGACAGAAUCUAUGCAAUAAGUCUUGAAAGUUUUAUCAGAGGGACUUAAAUUUGCAGAGUAUAUAAUAUAAAACAUCAGUUAACAAUGAAUAUGUUUGUACAAUAGUUAUCAUUUUAAUUAUUUUGUGGACCAUUAGUGCUGCAAUGGAAUUUUAUUACCACAUAUGCAUUUGACUUUAAAAAAAAAAAUCAGACUAGGCCAUAUUAUGCUGUGGAUAAAGCUUAAAAAAAAGUGUUCCUGCAGAAGGUUCAUGCUGAAAAAAAAUCUCUUCUAGUCAUGAUUUAAUAAAAUGCAAAUUUCUGAAUAGUGCUACAAACUGCCUGGGUACUUAUUUAUGUGCAGUAUGUUCUAGGGCACAGAGUAGUUUGUUAGCAUCCAACUGAGCUAACAUAAAUUAUGAAAGUGAAAUUUAGAUAUGAAAGCAGCUGUAUCAAAAAUAUAGAAAACAUAACUGUCUGCACUGGUAGCAUAGAAAAAUAACAGCUGACUAGUUUUUCAGCAAAACUUUAAUAAAUGUUAUUUAUA